AUAUCUAUCUUCGCAUGAAAAAGAAAUCCAUUUCUCUCCCACCAUUAAAAAUGGCGACCCCAUUUCCUGUGGUCUAUAAACUAUCUUCCCCAUCUUCAUCUCCAUGGAGCUUCUGCGACAUUUAGCUUUUCUUAUUGCUGAGCCUUUCAAACGCAAGAAAAAUUCCUUGAUAUUAUGGAUAUACCCAGAGAGAGACCUUUCAACUAGGGGGCUCCCUUUGCUCGUCUCUGUUUCCCAUCUUCAAAUUACUCGGGCCCCCCAUACACGAGCAGAUAAAUUUUACUCAGAGCUACACAGCUCCUUCUCGUUCUUCUUCUUCUUCGCCUUGAUGCCUCAACACCGAGCAUCGUCGUUGAUGGAACCGCUUCUUCGUUGUAGCAAUGGCGGAACCAGCCAUGUCUGUGAUAUCAUAAGCUGGUUUGAAGAUGUAACCAACAACGCUGGUUCUGUUCAGACGCAGAUGCUAUCCAAGAUUCUGAAGCAGAACUGUGGGGCUGAAUACCUCAAGAAAUGGCUCGGGGACUAUAAUGUUCAAGACAUGGAUGAUUGUGCAUUGGAAUCGCUUUUCACUUCUGUGGUUCCUCUGGCAUCGCAUGCCGAUUUUGAGCCCUUUAUCCAGAGGAUUGCGGAUGGGGACACAGCCCCUUUACUCACUCAACAAUCCAUAACCACCCUUUCCUUGAGUUCUGGAACCACAGAGGGGAGGCAGAAGUUUGUACCUUUCACCCACCAUAGCGCGCAGACUACCCUCCAAAUAUUCACUUUAGCAGCAGCUUAUAGAUCAAAAGUUUAUCCCACAAGAGAAGGAGGGAGGAUUUUAGAAUUCAUAUAUAGCAGCAAGCAGUUCAAAACAAAAGGAGGCUUAACGGCAGGAACGGCCACAACGCACUACUACAAGAGCCAAGAGUUCAAGAUCAAGCAGGAGAAAACGAAGUCUUUUACUUGCAGUCCAGACGAAGUAAUAUCUGGAGGAGACUACAAACAAGUCACUUAUUGCCACCUCCUCCUCGGCCUUUUUUACUCUGAACAAGUCGAGUUCAUAACCUCGGCCUUUGUCUACAGCAUAGUCCAAGCCUUUCGCAACUUCGAAGAGCUGUGGAGAGAAAUAUGUUGCGACCUCAGGAAUGGUACUGUGAGUUCCAGAAUUAAAGUACCCAGAGUGAGAAAUUCUGUUCUGGGGAUUCUCUCCGAUCCAAACCCGUCUCUGGCUUCAAAAAUAGAAGUCAAAUGCCAGGAACUAGAAAAGGUGAACUGGUUUGGUUUAAUUCCUAAGCUGUGGCCAAAUGCCAAGUAUGUGUAUUCCAUAAUGACAGGGUCCAUGGAGCCGUAUUUGAAAAAGCUAAGGCAUUAUGCAAAGGGUUUGCCAUUAGUGAGUGCUGAUUAUGGAUCUACAGAGAGCUGGAUUGGGGUUAAUGUGGAUCCGGGUUUGCCUCCAGAGAAUGUGACAUUUGCUGUAGUGCCCACUUUCUCUUACUUUGAAUUCAUACCACUCCACAGAUCCCAGAAAGCACAAGAAUGCAAUUCGGCUGGUGAUGAUUUCGUGGAAGACAAGCCAAUCCCAUUGUCCCUGGUUCAAGUUGGACAGAAGUAUGAAAUAGUCCUCACAACUUUCACCGGGCUAUACAGAUGUCGAUUAGGGGACGUGGUGGAAGUAGCAGGGUUUCACAACAGGACGCCGAAGCUGAACUUCAUAAGCAGAAGGAAGCUAAUUCUAACAGUGAACAUAGACAAGAACACGGAGAAGGACCUCCAACUAGUGGUAGAGAGGGGCUCGCAGCUUCUGAGCACGGUCCAAAAGAAAGCCGAGCUAGUGGACUUCACGAGCUAUGCUGACGUGUCGAACCAACCGGGACACUACGUUAUAUACUGGGAAGUCAAAGGUGAGGUGGAGGACGAGGUUCUUGAGGAAUGUUGUAGGGAGAUGGAUGGAGCUUUUGCAGACCAUGGGUAUGUGGUGUCCAGGAAGACCAAUUCCAUUGGACCUCUCGAGCUUCGCUUGGUGGAGAGAGGAACCUUCAAGAAGAUUCUAGAUUACUUCGUCGCUAAUGGGGCUGCUUUGAGCCAGUUCAAGACUCCUAGGUGCACUAAUAAUCAAGUGCUUCUCAAGAUUCUUAACACUUGCACCGUGAAAAGUGUUCGUAGCUCUGCUUACUGUUCCCGGGAAUGAGAAGAAGCUACUUCGUUGGGUAUACUUUGUUAAGGUCGUAUUUUGAAUUUGCUAAGUAUGUCUACUGAUCAUUUCGUUAGCAAGCUAGUUUUUGUCCGAAUUUUUAUGUUACUCGUGUAAUCAAAUAUAGUAUUCUCAAUGAAGUCUGCUUAACCCUCCAA
Molecule: messenger RNA, 2328 nt
Organism: Prosopis cineraria
Lineage: Eukaryota; Viridiplantae; Streptophyta; Magnoliopsida; Fabales; Fabaceae
Product: indole-3-acetic acid-amido synthetase GH3.10-like
Exons: 4
Coding region: 104-2167 (687 amino acids)
Cellular component (GO): cytoplasm
Molecular function (GO): acid-amino acid ligase activity
Source: RefSeq, a predicted model, not a curated record